Amborella trichopoda is the source of this 937-nucleotide messenger RNA. RefSeq lists its product as uncharacterized. Lineage: Eukaryota; Viridiplantae; Streptophyta; Magnoliopsida; Amborellales; Amborellaceae. Gene Ontology annotation, cellular component: nucleus. The record is from RefSeq and is a predicted model, not a curated record. Gene Ontology annotation, biological process: regulation of defense response; response to wounding; regulation of jasmonic acid mediated signaling pathway.
CUCUCUCUCUCUCUUGAAACCAUUCAUUCACCUCCACUCUUCUCAUACUUUGCGGCCUCAUUGUGGUGAGGACCACAGAGAAAUGGGAAGUAAAUACAGCGAUAUUGCUUUGGAUUUGGACAUUUCUUCUCCCUUAUCUGUUCUCUUUCAGCCACUGCCCGGUUUAACGUUAUCGCCAUCAUCAUUCAGGACUCGAGAGGAGGCCAGAAACACAACAACACAGCAGGAGCAGCUUACGAUAUUCUACAACGGAAGAGUCAGUGUUUCCCAUGUCACUCAAGGCCAGGCAAGUGCAAUUCUAGGUCUCGCUACUGAAGAAGAUGUCGACACCACUCUUCGGAUCUCUCCUAUCGACGGCAACAACAAUAACACCAUUGUCGAAUCGUCCUCAGAUCAGAGCAGUGACAGCAGCAUUCCUCCUUUUCUUCUUUGCCAACAACCUCACAUGGGCUUCUCGGCAGCAGCGGCAACUGGUAUGAAACACUCGUUGCAACGGUUCCUCCAGAAAAGAAAGAGGCUCCACAAAAAUUCGCCUUACCGCCGCUAGUCGCCUCACCGGUUUUCUUUGCCGUUCGUUACUGGUGCACUAUUCAAAACUCAUCUCAUAGAGAGGAACCAUUUUACGGCAAGUGCGAAGAUUGAUGGAAGGAAAAUGCCAACGUUGAAAAGAUCGACUUGGACAAGGUACUAGACUUUAGCUGAUCAACUCGACAAGGCACUCCGACUUUUGAUUGAAGCGAGUUAUUCGACCGAGUCAAACCAUUCGAUCUCUCCAUAUUCUUUAAAUGGGAAGUACCACAUUUAUUAUUAUUAUUUUUCCCCUUGUACUCAACCAAACGUGUCAUUCCAUUGCAUUUGGGGCACUGCGCCGCGAUCGGUUGAAUUUUACAUAAACCACAAUGUAAUUUGAUGCUGUGACCAUUGAAAUUCAAGUUAA